GUUCAUGUGUCGUCGCAUGGAGCAAAAGAUGGCUCAGAAGAAGCCUUCGACUACAGAGGAAAUCCACCGGAUAAGUCCAAAACCGGUGGAUGGUUAGGCGCCGGUUUAAUCUUAGGGAGUGAGCUAUCAGAGAGAAUAUGCGUGAUGGGCAUAUCAAUGAAUCUAGUGACGUACCUUGUCGGAGAUCUACACAUCUCAUCGGCGAAAUCAGCGACCAUAGUCACCAAUUUCAUGGGAACACUCAACCUCUUAGGGCUUCUCGGUGGCUUCUUGGCUGACGCCAAACUCGGUCGCUACAAGAUGGUCGCAAUCUCAGCCUCUGUCACAGCUCUGGGAGUGUUGCUAUUGACGGUGGCUACAACCAUUCCGAGCAUGAGGCCACCACCGUGUGACGAUUUCAGAAGACUUCACCAUCAGUGCGUAGAAGCAAACGGACACCAGUUAGCUCUUCUCUACGUAGCUCUCUACACCAUAGCUCUCGGCGGAGGAGGAAUCAAAUCAAACGUCUCCGGCUUCGGUUCCGAUCAAUUCGACACGAGCGAUCCGAAAGAAGAGAAACAGAUGAUUUUCUUCUUCAACAGAUUCUAUUUCUCGAUCAGCCUCGGAUCUCUCUUCGCCGUGAUUGCUCUGGUUUACGUCCAGGACAACGUCGGUAGAGGCUGGGGAUACGGGAUCUCGGCCGCGACUAUGGUGGUCGCGGCCGUGGUUUUGCUCUGCGGAACCAAACUGUACCGUUUCAAGAAACCUAAAGGAAGCCCUUUUACUGUUAUAUGGAGGGUUGGUUUCUUGGCGUGGAAGAAAAGAAAGCAGAGUUACCCUCCGCAUCCGAGUCUUUUAAACGGUUUUGACAACACAACGGUUCCUCACACAGAGAGGCUAAAGUGUUUAGACAAAGCCGCGCUUGUCGUAGACGAAAGCUCUCCUAGCUCGAAAGACUUUAGAGAGAAAGAUCCGUGGACCGUAUCGACGGUUACACAAGUCGAAGAAGUGAAGCUCGUUGUGAAACUGAUACCGAUUUGGGCAACGAACAUUCUCUUCUGGACGAUUUACUCUCAAAUGACGACUUUCACGGUGGAACAAGCCACGUUUAUGGAACGAAAGCUCGGGUCUUUCACCGUUCCUUCAGGGUCUUACUCUGCUUUCCUCAUCCUCACAAUCCUCCUCUUCACUUCCUUAAACGAGAGAGUCUUUGUGCCUUUAUCAAGAAAGUUCACAAACAAACCUCAAGGGAUCACCAGUCUCCAGAGGAUCGGAGUAGGGCUUGUGUUAUCAAUGGCUGCGAUGGCGGUAGCUGCGAUUAUAGAGAACGCUAGACGCGAGGCAGCGGUUACUAGAGAUAUGAAGAUAAGCGCGUUUUGGUUGAUUCCACAGUAUUUCUUGGUUGGUGCGGGUGAAGCGUUUGCUUACGUUGGACAGCUUGAGUUCUUCAUAAGGGAAGCACCAGAGAGGAUGAAAUCGAUGAGUACAGGGUUGUUCCUAAGCACGAUCUCGAUGGGAUUCUUCGUGAGUAGCUUGCUUGUUUCGCUUGUGGAUAACGUAACGCACAAGAUGUGGCUUAGAAGCAACCUUAACAAGGCGAGAUUGAACUACUUCUACUGGUUACUUGUUGUCUUGGGAGCGUUGAAUUUCUUGAUCUUUCUUGUGUUUGCGAUGAAGCAUCAGUAUAAAGGUGAUGUGAUUAGUGUUGGAGUUGAUGAUGAUGACUCAGUGGGGAAGGAGAAGGAGAAGGAAACAGAGACAGAGAAAGAGAAAUCUGAGGUUGAGCUUAAGGACAUUCCUUAA
Messenger RNA from Thlaspi arvense, 1782 nucleotides. The record is from the annotation of a GenBank genome assembly. Lineage: Eukaryota; Viridiplantae; Streptophyta; Magnoliopsida; Brassicales; Brassicaceae.